AUGUCUACCAAUCCUCUUCGACUUGGAUUCAUUGCUGGAGUCAUUGUCCGAGAGCGCAUUCCGCUCUUUGAGAGAAUUCUCUGGCGAGCCUACCGAGGAAAUGUAUUUUUGCGUCACAUCGAAAUCGAUACACCCCUGAAAGACCCUGUUACUGGACAUGAAGUUCACAAGUCCGUCUUUAUCAUCUUUUUCCAAGGUGAACAACUCAGAAGCCGCACAAAGAAAAUCUGCGAGCCGCUCAAAGCCUCGAUCUAUCCCUGCCCGGAAAACCCUCAAGAGCGCCGCGAAGUCGCUAUGAACGUCAUGACCCGUAUCCAAGACCUCGAUCAAGUUCUGAAAACGACGAACGAACAGCGAAACCGCAUCCUCGCCCAGGUCGCGCGAAACAUUCGAGUAUGGUUCAUCAAGGUUCGAAAAGUCGCUGCGAUUUACCUCUCACUGCAUAUGUUCUCCGUUGAUCUUGGCCAACGAUGCCUGAUUGGCGAAAUCUGGUGCCCAGUAGCUGAGAUUGAUCGGAUUCAACUAGCCUUCCGUCGUGGAACUGAGCGCUGUGGAGCUUCUGUCAACUCCAUUCUACACCGAAUCAAGACGAACAUGACCCCUCCGACAUAUUUCCGCACGGACAAAUUCACCACCGGUUUUCAGGCCAUCAUCGAAGCCUAUGGCGUAGCUGACUACCGCGAAAUUAACCCUGCUUUCUUUACCAUCAUCUCCUUCCCGUUCCUCUACGGAGUUAUGCUCGGCGACAUGGGUCACGGAAUCAUCAUGGCUUUGGAUGCAACGACUUCUGGCAGCGCUCCUUCCUUGUUGAUCAAUCUUAUUGGCAUGUUCAUGUUAAAGACUCCAACGAAGCAGGACAACACAUGGGUCUACGGUUCCCUGAAUGCUGAUGGAGAGGCGACAGCGCAAGGAUUGGUCCAAAAGUUCUUGCUUUUCAUCGCUUUUGCCAGCUUGCCAGUUAUGCUCUGUGCCAAGCCGUACAUCAAGUACAAAGAGUGGAAGGACCGACAAAAUCGGAGCACUGCUUACUUUGGCGGCGUUCGAGUUGAAAUCGAGGGCAACGACGAUACAGAAGGAAUCCUCGACGGAGACGAGCUCGCGCAAGAAAACACUCAAGAACAGCCUCAAGAAGAAGUUGAGGAGUUCGAUAUCGGCGGAAUGGCAUUGCCAUUCAUGCAUGUAAAAUUUUUACAGAUUAUUCACACGAUCGAAUUCGCGCUUGGUUGCAUUUCGCACACUGCUUCUUACCUUCGUCUCUGGGCCCUGUCCUUGGCUCACGCUGAGUUGUCGGAAGUCCUUUGGAACAUGGUUUUGAAAAUGGGUCUUUCUAUGUCUAGCUCUGGCUCUGUCGGUGCGAUCAUGAGCUAUUUGGUUUUCUGGGCUUUUGCUUGUCUUUCUGUUAGUAUUCUCCUUUGCAUGGAAGGUCUUUCUGCAUUCUUGCACGCGAUGCGUCUCCACUGGGUCGAGUUCAGCGACAAGUUCUACCACGGAGAAGGAAUCAUCUUCAAACCUUUCUACUUCCAGUCAAUUUUGUGCGGCGAAGAGUAG
Molecule: messenger RNA, 1548 nt
Organism: Oikopleura dioica
Lineage: Eukaryota; Metazoa; Chordata; Appendicularia; Copelata; Oikopleuridae
Source: the annotation of a GenBank genome assembly